This is a messenger RNA of Vicia villosa (hairy vetch), 569 nucleotides long. Its product is annotated as large ribosomal subunit protein eL42. NCBI's taxonomy places the organism in Eukaryota, Viridiplantae, Streptophyta, Magnoliopsida, Fabales, Fabaceae. The coding region runs from base 121 to 438 and encodes 105 amino acids. Gene Ontology annotation, molecular function: structural constituent of ribosome. Gene Ontology annotation, biological process: translation. The record is from RefSeq and is a predicted model, not a curated record. Gene Ontology annotation, cellular component: ribosome; cytosolic large ribosomal subunit. The transcript has 4 exons.
CACAAAAGAAGCCCAAAAAAAACCCGGAACAUAAAACCCUAAUUCACAGUCAUAUAAAACAGACUCUGCUUUCUUCUUCCCCUUUCGUUUGUUCAGCCGAUCUCAAACCACAGCGCAACAAUGGUGAACGUUCCAAAGACAAAGAAAACCUACUGCAAAAACAAGGAGUGCAAGAAGCACACCUUGCACAAAGUUACCCAAUACAAAAAGGGUAAAGAUAGCAUUGCUGCUCAAGGAAAGAGGCGUUAUGAUCGCAAACAAUCUGGGUAUGGUGGACAGACCAAGCCCGUCUUUCACAAAAAGGCUAAGACCACUAAGAAAAUUGUGUUGAGGCUUCAGUGUCAAAGCUGCAAGCAUGUUUCCCAACACGCCAUUAAGAGGUGCAAGCAUUUUGAGAUUGGUGGUGACAAGAAAGGAAAGGGAACAUCUCUAUUUUAGGUGGAGGAUUAGAAUUUUACAGUUUGACUGUGGUUUUCUUUUGUUUCCAUUUUUGUCUUUCUGAUUUUGCAGAAAUACUUGUUUGAGAUUUUUGUUUUGAUAUUUUUAAUGGAUUUAUUACUUUUCUUAAA